This is a messenger RNA of Solanum verrucosum, 1320 nucleotides long. RefSeq names its product carbamoyl-phosphate synthase small chain, chloroplastic-like. Gene Ontology annotation, biological process: L-glutamine metabolic process; L-arginine biosynthetic process; 'de novo' pyrimidine nucleobase biosynthetic process. Gene Ontology annotation, cellular component: cytoplasm; carbamoyl-phosphate synthase complex. Gene Ontology annotation, molecular function: carbamoyl-phosphate synthase (glutamine-hydrolyzing) activity. The record is from RefSeq and is a predicted model, not a curated record. Bases 15 to 1292 code for a protein of 425 amino acids. The transcript is spliced from 10 exons. Lineage: Eukaryota; Viridiplantae; Streptophyta; Magnoliopsida; Solanales; Solanaceae.
UUAGGAAUUAAGCUAUGGAUGGUUGCUUGAGGAUUCACAAUACAGUUUCUACUACAAUUACAAGCCCAGUUUUUUCGAAAAAGUCUGCAAAUUUCAGAGUUUUCACUGUUAAAUGCUCUUCAGAUGGUGCACUUUCUGGUGUGGCUGAAAGACCUUGGAAGGUAGCAGAUGCUAGACUUGUCCUCGAGGAUGGUUCCAUUUGGAAGGCAAAAUCAUUUGGUGCUCGUGGAACCCAAGUUGGAGAAGUGGUUUUUAAUACCUCUUUAACUGGGUAUCAGGAGAUAAUUACAGAUCCCAGUUAUGCGGGCCAGUUUGUCUUGAUGACUAACCCUCAUAUCGGGAAUACUGGGGUCAAUUUUGGCGAUGAAGAAUCGAUGCAGUGCUUUCUUGCAGGAUUAGUCAUUAGAAGCUUAAGUAUCAGCACCUCAAAUUGGAGAUGCAAAGAGACACUUGGUGACUAUUUGGCUGAAAGGAACAUCAUGGGUAUAUAUGAUGUUGACACUCGAGCAAUUACACGAAGAUUGAGAGAAGACGGUAGCCUCAUUGGAGUAUUGAGCACAGAAAAUUCAAAAAGUGACGAAGAACUUCUUGAAAUGUCCCGUACAUGGGACAUUGUGGGUGUGGAUCUAAUCAGUGGUGUUUCAUGCAAAUCUCCUUACGAAUGGAUUGAUAGAACUGCCUCAGAUUGGGAGUUUAAUGAUAAUGGAAGAAAUAAAGAAACUUACAAUGUCGUUGCAUAUGAUUUUGGAAUCAAGCAUAAUAUACUUCGGCGCUUAGCAUCCUACGGCUGUAAAAUCACUGUUGUUCCUUCAACAUGGCCAGCAUCUGAAACUCUGAAGAUGAAACCUGAUGGAGUUCUUUUCAGCAAUGGGCCAGGAGAUCCCUCUGCAGUUCCCUAUGCAGUCGAAGCAGUAAAAGAAAUUAUUGGAAAAAUUCCUAUUUUUGGCAUUUGUAUGGGUCACCAGUUGCUUGGUCAAGCAUUGGGGGGUAAAACAUUCAAAAUGAAAUUCGGCCAUCAUGGAGGAAACCAUCCAGUUCGAAACCUUCGAAAUGGCUGUGUUGAGAUCAGUGCCCAGAAUCACAACUAUGCUGUUGACCCCAAGUCUCUUCCAGAGGGUGUAGAGGUGACUCAUGUAAAUUUAAAUGAUGGAAGUUGUGCUGGUCUUGCCUCAUCUAAAAUGAAGCUGAUGUCACUUCAAUACCAUCCCGAGGCAUCUCCAGGACCUCAUGAUUCAGAUAUUGUGUUUGGAGAGUUUAUACAACUUAUGAACCAAGAAAAAGUGAAGGCAUAAGCCACAAUUGUGCAGAGGCUGAAGCAAU